Vicugna pacos (alpaca) is the source of this 3663-nucleotide messenger RNA. Lineage: Eukaryota; Metazoa; Chordata; Mammalia; Artiodactyla; Camelidae. The record is from RefSeq and is a predicted model, not a curated record.
GGUUGAGGCCAAGGACCCCCUCCCGACCCUCCUGCUGAGGGCGCCCCUCGGCUUUCCCGCGGCCCCAGGGCUCCUGCCGAACAGCCCCAGACUCAGUCCCCUCAAGUCGGGGACCCCCCCGCUCCUUCUAAGGAGGAGUGGACACCUGCCGCUGUCUCCCCCAAACGGGGAGUCUUCUCUGUGCCAUCUCCUCACGCCCACACAGACGGCGGAUUGCUGCACGAUCCGGUUUGCCCUGUUCCUAACUCCAGAACCUUCUGACCUCCGCUAGUUCCUACUGGCUCCUGCCCCUCGCCCCGUCCACGCUCCCGGGGAGACAUCCCUCCGCCCCACACAGCCUGGGCCUGGCUGGGGGCCUGCGGGCCGCUUCCGGACCACCUCCUCUCUUCGCCGCCCCUCCCUCUCUGUCUUCGGACCCUCGGUCCCCUUGUCACCUCUUGGAGCCCCCGCCUAACCAGGGGCCAGUGGGUACCCCCUACCAGAAUGUGAGCCCCUUUAACCUGUAAUGCUGUGGCUGGUCCUUGGUCCCUUCCAUGCCAUGGAGAACCAGGUGCUGGUGAUUCGCAUCAAGAUUCCAAAUAGUGGAGCGGUGGACUGGACAGUGCACUCCGGGCCGCAGCUACUCUUCAGGGACGUGCUGGAUGUGAUAGGCCAGGUUCUGCCUGAAGCAACAACCACAGCAUUUGAAUAUGAAGAUGAAGAUGGUGAUCGAAUUACAGUGAGAAGUGAUGAAGAAAUGAAGGCAAUGCUGUCAUAUUAUUAUUCCACAGUAAUGGAACAGCAAGUAAAUGGACAGUUAAUAGAGCCUUUGCAGAUAUUUCCAAGAGCCUGCAAGCCUCCUGGGGAACGGAACAUACAUGGCCUGAAGGUGAACACCCGGGCAGGACCCUCUCAACACAGCAGCCCAGCAGUCUCAGAUUCACUUCCAAGCAAUAGCUUAAAGAAGUCUUCUGCUGAACUGAAAAAAAUAUUAGCCAAUGGCCAGAUGAAUGAACAAGACAUACGGUAUCGAGACACUCUUGGUCAUGGCAACGGAGGCACAGUCUACAAAGCAUAUCAUGUCCCAAGUGGGAAAAUAUUAGCUGUAAAGGUCAUACUACUAGAUAUUACACUGGAACUUCAGAAGCAAAUUAUGUCUGAAUUGGAAAUUCUUUAUAAGUGUGAUUCAUCAUAUAUCAUAGGGUUUUAUGGUGCAUUUUUCGUUGAAAAUAGGAUUUCAAUAUGUACAGAAUUCAUGGAUGGAGGGUCUUUGGAUGUAUAUAGAAAAAUUCCAGAGCAUGUCCUUGGAAGAAUUGCAGUGGCUGUUGUUAAAGGCCUUACUUAUUUGUGGAGUUUAAAGAUUUUACAUAGAGAUGUGAAGCCCUCCAAUAUGCUAGUAAACACCAGAGGACAAGUCAAGCUGUGUGAUUUUGGAGUUAGCACUCAGCUGGUGAAUUCUAUAGCCAAGACGUAUGUCGGAACAAAUGCUUAUAUGGCGCCUGAAAGAAUUUCAGGGGAGCAGUAUGGAAUCCAUUCUGAUGUCUGGAGCUUAGGGAUCUCUUUCAUGGAGCUUGCUCUUGGGAGGUUUCCAUAUCCUCAGAUUCUGAAAAAAAAAAAGACCACACUUUUUUGGAGCAAAGAAGAGAGAAAAGUUUGAUACGGCAAAAGACUAAAAUCCUUUCUGAAAGGCUAAUGAACCUAAUGGACUCCUUGGCCAGACCUUGUACCAUUAGGGAAGAGGUUAAUUUUGUGAGUCACAUUGGUCAUUUUGAAUUGCAAUUCGAAGCCCCAGCUUUUCUCACAAAAUUCAGGUCUAAAUAUUAAGACUCAUUUGUUUGCCCAGGGGAUGAUUUACUCUGGCGGCUGUACACACACCUGUGUGGAGGAGGACAUGAGUUGUGUCAGUUUUAAAUACACAAGGAUAAAAGGGCAUAGCCUGGCAGUCGGGCCCUUUUCUUUCCUGCUCGCUGACUGGCAGACCCAGUGAAUGAAUAAUGUUAAUCCUAUACCUGGAUGCGCCAGCCGUUGUGUCUUGUGCGAAAAUGCACCGUCCUUGGUACUCAGGAAGCAGUAAGAGCCAAGUGAUCUAAUUUAUGGCUGUGAUGAUUUUCUGUCCGGUCCCAUCUGAGCUGUGCCCUCCUCUAGGCAUCUUAUAAGAGCCUUUCAUCCCACCCAGCUGUUUGUUAAAUUCCAGGAUGGCUGUUUUCAAUUCUCAGAACUGGUCACUCCUGAAUGCAACACCCUGGCUGGAGUCUGAGAUGUGGGGCGGAGAGAAGGGGCCAGUGAGUGGAUCUUAGCUUGUGGGAAUCAUAGCGGCUUUCUUGCGCCUUACUGAGUCGCCCCUUACAAAAUCCUCCUGUGACUUGCUUUUGGUUUUGUUUUGUUCUAUACAAGCUUUGCUAAUAGACUCAGGCAUGUUAGGAACUUGAACAGAGGACAGAGGCUGAUGAGCAGGGGAGACAGGAUGGCACGAGCAAAUUACACUUUUCCAUUUUGUAUUCUUAGAAAUAACAUAUAUUAUUCAUUUAUCUUGGCUCAUGAUGCAUUCCUGUCUAAUAACAUCAGUUUGCCAAGAUCCCCAUUUGUAGUUAGCCACGGUAAAUUUUGUUCUGUUCCUUUUCGAAAACAAACAAACAAAAACCAGUCCUUUGUUUGGGAACUCAAGUUAGUGGGACUAAGCAGUGUGUAUUCAGUUUGCGGUCAUGUGGAAGUGAUUUUUUUUUCUCUCUCUCUCUCUCACUGAGGGCUUUUUGAGAUUUGGGCACUUUGAUUUUGCAAGUUAUGAUGGAGUAGAGAAGGUACCACCCUGAAUUCUAGCACAGUGCCAGAUACAGUCAGAUUGAAUGCCCGUGGCAGGUCCCCCUCAGGUAGGAGGAAAGUCAUGGGGGCUGAAGGGGCAGCUCUGCGGGGGUUGGCGGCGAGCAGGGGUUAGAGGGACAUUUGAGCCCCUCUAGCUCAUCCUUCACUUUGUAGACAAGAGCCAUAAACCUGGUGAGGGGAGGGAGCUUCUGAAGCCACGGGGGAGGGAGCUGGAAUCCCAAGGAUCUUUCCAACUCCAAAGUUGAUGCAUUUUCGCCCACACUAGGCAGCUCCCUCGCCAGCAGUCAGUUCUAAGCCGGGUUCUCUCUGGGGCACUGCUCCCCUCUGAGCCUCAGUUUCCCUAACAGCCAGAUGACUAGAUUAAACUAGAUCUUGGAGGUCCCAUCCACUUAAAAAACAACAACAAAAAAAAUUUAGGUCAUUAUUCUUCAUUUAGAAUAUAAAAUCUCAGUCUGCCAUAAUCCCUGCUUGUAUCUAGGCAGAGUUACAGCUUAAUGCAUCUGAUUUGAAAAGAGAAUCCCUGCCAAAUAGCUAUAGUUCCUAAAAUUUGAGGUUUAAAAGGAAAAUAGAGUUCAACACUGAAAGCUAGAAUGCGAUGCCAGUAGCACAGCAAAUAAAAGCGAUAUUCUUUUAAAAUUCCAACCUUAUGAUUUAAUUUUAUAUUUCUUUUUUUCUGUGGAAGAGAAAAUAACACAAGCUUGGGAAGCAGUAAAUAUGUAAAGAGAAAAUUUGUCAACUGAUAUUGGAAGAUCUGACCCAGGUCACACAUAAAUCUCUCAGACAAGAGCUGCAGGGCAAGCCAUCAUUUCAGAGAGUAAAAGAGAAGAUGAAGGCUGUAGCCGGUGACUUCCCUAAGUUGCACAG